Epithele typhae is the source of this 1545-nucleotide messenger RNA. RefSeq lists its product as uncharacterized. Gene Ontology annotation, molecular function: dihydroorotate dehydrogenase activity. Gene Ontology annotation, biological process: pyrimidine ribonucleotide biosynthetic process; 'de novo' pyrimidine nucleobase biosynthetic process. The transcript is spliced from 6 exons. Gene Ontology annotation, cellular component: mitochondrial inner membrane; cytoplasm. NCBI's taxonomy places the organism in Eukaryota, Fungi, Basidiomycota, Agaricomycetes, Polyporales, Epitheliaceae. The record is from RefSeq and is a predicted model, not a curated record. Bases 1 to 1545 code for a protein of 514 amino acids.
AUGUCCGCCCAUCUUCGCUUGCUCUUCACAGCUCGCGCUACAACCCGCCCCGGCUUCUCCAAAGUUCUCGUCCAGCGUCGUCCAGCGUCAACAGCACCUAUACCGUCCAGCUCUACCGCGCGGAAUGCGGUCUAUGCGUCUCUCUUCGUUGUGACGUCUGGCCUCUUUGCCAUCUACUAUCUGGACUGUCGUGCCGCACUGCACAAGUAUAUUGUAACCCCAGUCAUUCGUCAUACGCUUGACCCUGAGACCGGGCACAAGCUCGCGGUCCGUGUCUUAAGCUCUGGGCUUGCUCCACGCGACCCUGUGGUUGACGAUGAAGUCCUGAAGGUGGAGUUGUGGGGCGAGGAAAUGAGCAGUCCUGUAGGGCUCGCUGCUGGGUUUGACAAGAAUGGAGAGGCCAUUGACGGUCUCUUCAACCUAGGUUUCAGCUGGGUGGAGAUUGGUAGCAUCACCCCAAAACCUCAGCCCGGCAACCCGAAACCACGUGUCUUCCACCUACCUGAAGACGACGCGCUCAUAAACCGCUACGGGUUUCCGUCGGAAGGACACGCGUCAGUACUUGCUCGAUUGCGCGCACGCCUGCCAACCCUCUUUUCAUACUCCACCUCCUCAACACUGGAGUCUCCCUUGCACGUCGAAGAGCACGCGUCGCUGCGUCCGAAUGCCCUUCUUGCGGUGAACUUGGGCAAGAACAAGUCGUCUCCCCCAGACUCGAUUGUGGACUUCGUCACAGGGACGCACGCGUUCGGGCCGUAUGCAGACGCGCUGGUCGUGAACGUGUCGAGUCCUAAUACCCCGGGGCUUAGAAGUCUACAAAGUCGGACGCUGCUGCAAGAGCUUCUGGCCGGGGUUACGGCAGCGCGAGACGAGGUGGCAGCACUGUCCCCGCACUCCCAUCGACCAAAGCUCCUCCUGAAGAUCGCUCCAGACCUGUCCUCGGAAGAAGUCGCUGGCGUCGCGGAGGCCGUUCGCUCUAUAGGCGGCGUCGACGGAGUGAUCGUCAGCAACACUACCAUUCAGCGCCCUUCCAGCCUCAUGGCCCCGAACAAGCAGGAAGUCGGCGGCCUGUCUGGCCCUCCGCUCAAGCAACUAUCGCUCGCGACCCUCCGUGCCCUCCGUGCCGAACUCCCCGCCUCGGUCCCCAUUAUUGGCUGCGGCGGAAUCUCUUCCGGGGCCGACGCACUCGAGUUCGCCCGCGCAGGUGCGGCCGCUGUGCAGCUAUACACCGUGUUCGGCUACCGCGGCCCUGGCGCGGCGCGGGAGAUCAAGGACGAGCUCGCCGCGCUCCUUCGUGCCGAGGGCACGACGUGGCAGGCGGUGGUGACGGACGCAGUCGAGCGCACGGCGUGGAGGGAGCCGUCGCCGGCCCCGCCGAAAGCCAAGGAGAAAGAGGGCGGGGAGGUCAGCGUGCAACUACUGGUACAGGAGGCAGAGGAGUUGAAGAAGCUGCUUGACGGGCUUGGCGAGAGGCUUGGCGAAGGCGAAGUGAAGGGCAAAGGCGAAAAGGUGGACGAGGACGCUCCGCCGCCGACGGCAUUGUAG